AUGACAUGCUGGCCAAGAGCAUUAAAGGCCGAAGACCACGUAGCCAACCUCCGAACCAUCUUCAAUGUGCUCAAAAAAUACAAGAUACGAUUGAACCCGGAGAAAUGUUUUUUCGGCGUAACAACAAGUAAGUUUCUCGGCUACAUCGUCAGUCAACGUGGCAUAGAGGCAAAUCCUGAAAAGAUACAAGCCAUCCUGGAUAUGGCGCAGCCAGUACUCAAGAAGGACGUAGAAGCCCUCCAAGGCAGACUCGUAGCACUAUCUCGAUUUAUAUCAAGACUGACUAACAAGUGCGUACCAUUCUUCAAACUGUUAAGACGCUCCAAGAGCAAACUGAUCGAAUGGACACCGGACUACCAAGAAGCCUUUCAGGGAUUAAAAGACUACCUUGCCGCAGUACCAUUACUGUCGACCCCACAGCCAGGAGAACCGAUGUACCUUUACCUCGCAGUAUCCGCAACCGCAGUCAGCAGUGCCUUAGUUUGCCAUGAUGAAACUAAAGGAUUGCCAGUUUUCUACGCAGGCAGGGCCAUGAACGGCCCAAAGACGAGAUAUCCAACACUGGAACAAUUAGCCCUCGCGCUCAUCGUAGCAGCCAGGCGACUGGGCCACUACUUCCAAGCUCAUAGCAUCCACGUACUUACAAACCAGCCUCUCAAACAAGUACUACAGAAUCCAGAUCAUUCCGGGCGACUCAGCAAGUGGGCUAUCGAGCUGACAGAAUUCGACAUCGAAUACAAGCCACGACCCGCCAUAAAAGAACAAGCCGUAGUCGAUUUUAUUGCAGAAAUGAUCCCCCGAGAUACGACGGAAGUGGUACCAUAUGAUGUCAUCAACCCCAUCAAGAUUUCGCCAUGGAACUUGCAUGUAGAUAGCUCCAGCUGCGCCAAAUCUAGCGGAGCGGGGAUCAUCUUGAGCGGACCGGGGGGACUCGAACUCGAGUAUGCUUUAAAAUUCAACUUUGAUGCCUCCAACAAUGUAGCAGAGUACGAAGCACUGAUUGCAGGACUACAGUUGGCCCUCAGCACGGGUGCCACAAGCAUCAAUGUGUAUAGUCACUCUCAGCUCGUAGUCAAUCAAAUCAUCGGGUCCUUCACUGCCAAAGAUGAGCAAUUAGCAGCCUACCUGGCGUACGCCACAACGCUGUUAAAGCGAUUUGAAUUCUAUCAUAUCAAUCAAAUACCAAGGGCCAAUAACGCAAGGGCGGAUUCCUUAGCAAGACUCGCCACGGCGCAGCCACACCAAUGCCACAAGGAUACCAGGGUCGAAGUUCUCCACCAUCCUUCCAUCUACCAGACCUUGCAACAGGUAUGCCAGGUAGAGCGCGACCAAGCCUUAUGGAUGGAUGAGAUAAUAGCAUUCAAGCAUAACGGCAGGCUACCCGAAGACGAGACUAUGGCAAAGCAACUAAGGAGGCGAGCGGUAAGGUAUUAUCUGCGGUAUAACACGCUCUAUCGCCAAGGUCUGCUGAAUGCCGAACUUAGAUGCGUCACAGCCAAAGAAGGCAAGCAAAUCUUGAACGAAAUCCACAACGGUGAUUGUGGCAACCAUUACGGCAGCCAUGCAUUGGCUGCAAAGACACUCCGCACAAGAUAUUAUUGGCCCACACUAGCCUCCGAUGCACAGGAGCUCGCCAGAUCUUGCCACAAAUGUCAAAUUCAUGGACCCAUACCACGCCUACCCUCAGAACCGCUAUCUUACAUAGUCAGCCCGUGGAUCAACUGCCUUUGGGGAAUAGACCUAAUUGGCCCGCUUCCCGUCGGGAAAUGCCAAUUCAAGUGGGUCAUUGUGUGCAUCGAUUAUCAUUCCAAAUGGAUUAAGACUGCACCCUUGACGGCCAUUACAACCGAGAAGGUCCAAAACUUCCUGCAACGCAACAUCUUCUACCGCCACGGUACGCCGGAGUCUAUCAUCACAGAUAACGGCACACAAUUCAAUAACGAUCACCUCAUCACAUGGUGCAAGGCAAGAGGGACUAAGCUCAAAUUCGCAUCCGUAGCACAUCCCAAAACCAAUGGGCAAGUAGACGCCCGCUAA
Argentina anserina (silverweed cinquefoil) is the source of this 2037-nucleotide messenger RNA. RefSeq lists its product as uncharacterized. NCBI's taxonomy places the organism in Eukaryota, Viridiplantae, Streptophyta, Magnoliopsida, Rosales, Rosaceae. Bases 1 to 2037 code for a protein of 678 amino acids. The record is from RefSeq and is a predicted model, not a curated record. Gene Ontology annotation, biological process: DNA integration. The transcript has a single exon. Gene Ontology annotation, molecular function: RNA-DNA hybrid ribonuclease activity; nucleic acid binding.